AUGCCUUUUGGGCACGUCGUCAAAAGCCGAUACGGCUCACCAGAAGCCCAACAAGGGGCGCAAGAGAAAAGGCCAAACCGGCCAACAGUACUGGCCCAAGAUGCGCGCCAGGUCAGAGGCCAAUCCGGCCCACCACAAGCCCAACAAGGGGCACCAGAGAAAAGGCCAAACCGGCCGACAGCAAAGGCCCAAGAUGCGCGCCAGGUCAAAAGCCAAUCCGGCCCACCACAAGCCCAACAAGGGGCACCAGAGAAAAGGCCAAACCGGUCAACAGCAAAGGCCCAAGAUGCGCGCCAGGUCAAAAGCCAAUCCGGCCCACCACAAGCCCAACAAGGGGCACCAGAGAAAAGGCCAAACCGGCCAACAGCAAAGGCCCAAGAUGCGCGCCAGGUCAGAGGCCAAUCCGGCCUACCACAAGCCCAACAAGGGGCGCCAAAGAAAAGGCCAAACCGGUCAACAGCACAGGACCAAGAUGCGCGCCAGGUCAAAAGCCAAUCCGGCCCACCACAAGCCCAACAAGGGGCACCAGAGAAAAGGCCAAACCGGCCGACAGCAAAGGCCCAAGAUGCGCGCCAGGCCAAAAGCCAAUCCGACCCACCACAAGCCCAACAAGGGGCACCAGAGAAAAGGCCAAACCGGCCAACAGCAAAGGCCCAAGAUGCGCGCCAGGUCAGAGGCCAAUCCGGCCUACCACAAGCCCAACAAGGGGCGCCAAAGAAAAGGCCAAACCGGUCAACAGCACAGGACCAAGAUGUGGUCAAGAUCAGGGACAAAAUAUGCUUGGACGAGACAGACAUAAUAAAUAGAUCUCUUGCACGGGAGAUUGGGGAGUACGACAUUGAAUAUGCUCAGACGCUCUGUAAAGAGUUUAUGAGCAAUUGCAUCUCUGCUUAUAAUACUGUGAACAAAAAGCUCUAUCGAAAAUGUUGUGGUGAUUGUGGAUAUUUAGAGGAUUCUAGUAUUUCAGAGGAUUUAAGUUAUUAUGCGGGCACAAAACUAUACAGCCAUUUUGGGACACGACGUUUACAACGUUUACUAAUUAAAUCUAGCUGGAAGCUAUAUUAUACGGGAAUAGAUCAGUACGCUGUUGAUUAA
Messenger RNA from Phycomyces blakesleeanus NRRL 1555(-), 1095 nucleotides. RefSeq lists its product as hypothetical. Bases 1 to 1095 code for a protein of 364 amino acids. Lineage: Eukaryota; Fungi; Mucoromycota; Mucoromycetes; Mucorales; Phycomycetaceae. The record is from RefSeq and is a predicted model, not a curated record. The transcript is spliced from 4 exons.